Molecule: messenger RNA, 1569 nt
Organism: Sinocyclocheilus rhinocerous
Lineage: Eukaryota; Metazoa; Chordata; Actinopteri; Cypriniformes; Cyprinidae
Product: F-box/LRR-repeat protein 7-like
Exons: 1
Biological process (GO): SCF-dependent proteasomal ubiquitin-dependent protein catabolic process
Cellular component (GO): SCF ubiquitin ligase complex
Molecular function (GO): protein binding
Source: RefSeq, a predicted model, not a curated record
CUACAUGGACAGCAGAUCGGCCUGCGAUACCUGGACAUGACAGACUGUGUAUCACUGGAGGACAAAGGCUUGAGCACCAUUGCCUUUCAUUGUCCACGUCUCACACACCUCUACCUGCGGCGCUGCAGCCACCUAACAGACGAGGCCCUGCGACAGCUAGCACUGCACUGCACCGCUUUACGUGAGCUUAGCCUUAGCGACUGCCCUCUGAUUGGAGACUUUGGCUUACGUGAGGUCGCUCGCCUGGAGGGCCGCCUACGCUAUCUGAGUGUGGCACACUGUAUGCGCAUAACAGACGUUGGACUGCGUUAUGUAGCACGCUACUGUCCGCGGCUACGCUACCUGAAUGCACGAGGAUGCGAGGGGUUGACGGACCAGGGUUUGAGCCACUUAGCUCGCAAUUGCCCCCGAUUGCGGUCUAUAGAUGUUGGCCGCUGCCCGCUGGUGUCAGACGCCGGGUUGGAGGUGUUAGCACGCUGUUGUGAAGGGCUACGAAGGCUGAGUCUGAGAGGCUGCGAGAGUUUGACAGGGAGAGGGCUCAUGGCGCUAGCAGCGGGAUGUCCCGAGUUGCAGUUACUAAACGUACAGGAGUGUGAGGUGCCACCUGAGGCACUUCGAUUGGUCCGACAGCACUGCAGACGCUGUGUAAUUGAACACACCAUACCUGCUUUGUACUGAGGGGACAGGUUGGGGACGCCAGAGGUGUCGACCUCUGAAAAACAGAUGUUUAUACUUUUUUGCAUUCCUAUGACUGCCUGAUGAGAUGCAACAAGGUGGAUGUGUCUCAAAACCUAGUGCAGGGGUGCUCAAUCCAGCUCCUGGAAGGCCACUCAUGCAGAGUUUAGCUCCAAUACACCUGACCAAACAUUUAGAGUAAUCCUGACUGAAAUUGGUUGGUUCAGUUGUGUUUAAUUUGGGCUUGGAGCUAAACUCUGCAAGACAGUUGCCUUCCAGGAGCAGGACUAGACGUUCUUUACCUAGUUAAUCAAUUCACGGUCUACUUCAGUGUUUCCCAACCAUGUUCCUGGAGGCACACCAACAGUAUACAUUUAGGAUGUCUCCCUUAUCUGUUUCAUACAUGUCAAGUCUAGGAGUCUCUACUAACAAGCUGAUGAGUUGAAUCAGAUGUGUUUAUUAUGAAGAGUUUGAAAAUGUGUACUGUGUCUCCUGCUCAGCUCAAGGGUGUCAAACCCUGCUCCUGCAGGAUCACUGUUGUGCAGAGUUUAGCUCCAACACACCUGCCCAGAAGUUUCUAGUAAUCCUAAAGACCUUGAUUAGUUUGUUCGGAUGUUUAAUUCGGAUUGGGGCUAUACUCUGCAGGACCCUCCAGUUGGAGGAUAGGUCACCCUGAUCCAGUGAAUCAAUUCACUGUCUACUGCAGUGUUUCCCAACCAUGUUUCUGGAGGCACACCAACAGUACACAUUUUGGAUGUCUCCUUUAUCUGACCCAUCCAUUUCAGGUAUAGGAGUCUCUAUUAAUGAGCUGAUGAGUUGAAUCGGGUGUGUUUGAUUAGGAAGAGUUCAAAAAUGUGUACUGUGUCUCCAUUGAACUUGUUUGGGAAACAAUGG